Ananas comosus (pineapple) is the source of this 1044-nucleotide messenger RNA. Its product is annotated as transmembrane protein 56-B. Gene Ontology annotation, cellular component: membrane; endoplasmic reticulum. Bases 97 to 873 code for a protein of 258 amino acids. The record is from RefSeq and is a predicted model, not a curated record. The transcript has 9 exons. Gene Ontology annotation, biological process: lipid homeostasis. Lineage: Eukaryota; Viridiplantae; Streptophyta; Magnoliopsida; Poales; Bromeliaceae.
AGCGAGCGUUAAUUUCUCUCUCUAGUUCUCUCUCUCUCUCUCUCUCUCUUCAAUCUUCGUCUCCGUAUUCCUUGUUCCAGUUUGAAGGAGGAGGCGAUGGAUUGGAAUUUUGGCCCCAGAGAACAAAUUCUAUGGCCUGUUACUAUUUUCUCUGGAAUUAUCAUGUGCAAAAUUGUAUAUGAGAUCACGCACCGCGUUAGUCCCCUGUUCUUUAAGGGCUAUAAUGGACUAAACAAAAUGCAAAAGAUCGAGUGGAAUAACAGGGGUUUCUCUACAUUUCAUGCAUUUGUUGCUGCGGCGAUUUCUUUUUAUCUGACAGUGAUAUCAGACCUUUUCAAGGAAGAUGCUAGCAGUGUCCUAAUCAUAGAUAGAAAAUCUUGGCUAUCUGACGCCAUAUUCGGGAUCUCUCUUGGUUAUUUCCUUUCGGAUUUGGUGAUGAUCCUGUGGCUUUUUCCUUCGUUAGGCGGGAAGGAAUAUGUACUGCAUCAUGGGCUCUCCAUGUAUUCAAUCCUUCUCGCUCUACUGUCCGGCAAAGCGCAUCUCUAUAUUCUUAUGGUUCUCUUUACUGAAGCGACGACUCCCUUUGUAAACCUUAGAUGGUAUUUGGAUGUUGCUGCACGAAAAAGUUCGAAUAUCUACAUAUACAAUGGAGUGGCCUUGUUCUUUGGAUGGCUGGUUGCCCGGAUCCUUCUAUUUGCAUACUUCUUCACUCACAUUUAUCUUCAUUUCGAUCAGGUGAAAACCAUCUUUCCUCUUGGCUUCUAUAGUCUGAUAACGGUGCCUCCGAUGCUGGCUUUGAUGAACUUGUUCUGGUUCUGGAAGAUUUUCAAAGGAAUGGUGAAGACCCUCUCGAAAAAGAGGCGUACACAAUGACGAAAUUUGCGACAUUUCUCUCUUUUUCUUCAUUUUCCUCUUAUAAGAGUAGUAAUAAUUUCGCCACACUAAAAGUUUGUAUUAGUAGCAUGAAUUUUCCUCUUUUAUCUUCUCAUGCAAUGUACAGUUGAUCAGGUGAAUGCAGCAAUGUGAUACCUACUAUUUUCUACA